UUUGGUUUCUGCUGAUUCAGUUAUCUCUUAUACGGAAACGUUAUUAUUCCCCAAUAGUCCUCCACCACGUAUAUUCAACAGUAAGAAAAAAGAACGGAUUUACUGGCGUUUGAUCUUUUUUUUUUCUUCUUUUUUUUCUUUUGUCCUAACGCAGUUAAAGUCUCUCCCGUACGGUAAUUAUGGCAUGACCUAGAUAUUAGAGAGAGAGAAAAAGAAAGUUUUUACUUUUUCAUUGAUUUUUCUAGAGAGUGAGAAAUCAAGUCUCUGAGACAAUCCAGCCUAGCUUAGACAGUGUGGAGAAGAAGAAGUAUCGACAGACCCUAUUCCUCUCCAUUUCCGAAAAACACCGACACGGUUUUAUUGUUGUUUGAUUCUAGAAAGAGAAACGAAAUCUUUGUUUCUCCUCUUAAUUUCUUGAGUUAUUCAUCAAAAAUACUAGAGAGAGAAAGAAGAUGUAUGGAGAUUGUCAAGUAAUGUCAUCAAUGGGUGGAGGAGGAAAUAAUAAUAAUAUUGUAUCAACAACAGCACUAGAUCAUCAUCAUCAACACCUAUUUUCAUCUCCAAUUCGAAACCCUAAUAAUAUCAACUAUAACUUCAUGUCUAAUAGUAUGGUGCCUAGUUACCAUCCUUAUGCAUCAAUUAUUCCGAAAGAAGAAGUUGGAUUACAGAUGAUAAUAGGAAACAAUAAAGAAGACGAUAUGGAGAGUGGAUCUGCUGAUGGUAGUGGACAUAUUCAUGAUCAAGGAGGAACUAAUUCAGCUGAUGAUGAACUUUUAUUACAAGAAACUGAUCAGCAACAACAAAACCCUAAAAAGAAACGAUAUCAUCGACAUACUGCUCGUCAGAUUCAAGAAAUGGAAGCGUUGUUUAAGGAAUGCCCACAUCCAGAUGACAAGCAAAGAAUGAGAUUAAGUCAAGAUCUCGGUUUGAAACCACGGCAAGUUAAGUUUUGGUUUCAGAACAGACGUACACAGAUGAAGGCACAACAAGAUCGGUCUGAUAACAUAAUACUAAGGGCAGAAAAUGAUAACCUAAAGAAUGAGAACUAUCGCCUACAAGCUGCUCUAAGGAAUGUAAGCUGCCCUAAUUGUGGAGGUGCUGCCAUUCUGGGAGAGAUGUCUUUGGAUGAACAACAUCUUAGGCUUGAAAAUGCACGGCUCAAAGAAGAGCUGGAGCGUCUUGCUUGCAUUGCACCACGAUUCAAUGUUAGACAGAUGCAAGCAUUAGGACAUGUACCUCAUCAUCUUGCACCAUCAUUGGAACUUGACAUGGGUAUCUACUCAAGAAACUUCCAGGAACCACAGUUGGGGAACUGCGGGGACAUUAUGUCGAUGUCAAGCUGUAAUAUGCCAGAGAACCAACACGAAUUACAAAUUGCAGGAUGUUGUCUGAUUCUUGAUCAAGAGAAGCCACUGGCGAUGCAAUUUGCUAUGAAUGCAAUGGAUGAACUUGUUAAAAUGUGUCAAGCAGCUGAGCCCCUUUGGAUCCGAUGCAAUAACAAAGAUGUGUUGAAUGUUGAAGAGCAUGCAAAAAUGUUUCCAUGGCCAGUGAUGAAUAAUAACCAGAAGCAGCACGAAAAUGAGUUCCGGGUGGAAGCAACCAGAGACAGUGCAGUUGUGUUUAUGAACAGCAUUACUCUCGUCGACGCAUUUUUAGAUGCUAACAAAUGGAUGGAGUUGUUUCCUUCAAUUGUCUCGAGAGCAAAAACUGUUCAAAUUAUUUCCACCGGAGUUUCGGGGCAUGCCAGCAAUUCAUUGCAUCUGAUGCAUGCUGAAUUUCAAGUUCUCACACCUUUGGUUCCUACACGUGAGGCUCAAUUCCUUCGUUACUGCCUCCAAAAUGCUGAAGAAGGGACUUGGGUUAUUGUUGAUUUCCCCAUUGAUAACUUCCAUGCUGACAACAUUCAAAGUUCUUCACUCAGAUAUCGGAAAAAACCCUCUGGUUGUAUAAUUCAAGAUAUGCCCAAUGGAUAUUCUAGGGUGAUAUGGGUAGAACAUGCAGAACUAGAACAUAAACCAGUUCAUCAGAUAUUCAAUCAGUUUGUAAGCAGCGGUAUGGCUUUCGGUGCACACCGUUGGCUAGCCGUUUUGCAACAGCAGUGUGAAAGGUUUGCUAGCCUCAUGGCAAGAAAUAUUUCGGACCUUGGGGGUGUGAUACCGAAUUCGGAAUCAAGAAAGAACUUGAUGAAAUUAUCUCAUAGAAUGAUGAGAACAUUUUGCUUCAAUAUCAGUUGUUCUGGAGGUCAGUCAUGGACGGUUCUAUCCGAAACCUCAGUUGACACAGUUCGAAUUACAACUAGAAAAAGUAUAGACCCUGGGCAACCAAGUGGUCUGAUUCUUUGUGCUGUGUCUACUACUUGGCUUCCCUUUUCUCAUCAGCAAGUUUUUGAAUUCUUAAGAGAUGAACGCCGCAGAUCUCAGCAGCUUGAUGUUCUUUCUGGUGGAACUUCAUCACAAGAGAUUGCCCACAUUGCCAGUGGCUCACAUCCAGGGAAUUGCAUUUCUCUUCUGCGCAUAAACGCAGCAAGUAACUCGGCACAAAACGUAGAGUUGAUGCUUCAGGAAAGUUGUACCGAUAGUUUAGGAAGUAUGGUUGUAUACACCACAAUCGACGUUGAUAGUGUUCAACAAACAAUGAACGGGGGUGAUUCAUCAUACUUUCCGAUUCUACCAUUAGGUUUCGUCAUUUAUCCUGCUAAUCACAUCAACAACAAUGGCGAAAAUGGGCCAGCAUCCUCCUCUGAUGAUCAAGUAAAUGGUCCUACUUCUGGUUGUUUGCUUACAGUUGGUAUACAAAUUCUAGCCAGCACUAUACCAGGUGCGAAACUUAACUUUUCUAGUGCAACGGCUAUCAACAAUCAUAUUUGCAAUGCGGUGCACCAGAUCAAUGCUGUUCUCAGCAGCAGCAACAACCAUAGCAGCGGUAGUCCUGAUGGAUGCAACACAGCUGGAGGCUCUUGUCCAGAGCCUUCUGCUGCAUCGGAGUAGUGCUUCUUAGUUCCACGGACGAACAAUCACCCAAAACUUACUGUCUUUUUUCCAUUGGAAUUACCUAUAAUGCCCUUUAAGUCCCCUUACCAGACUCCAAAUUACCCUCGAAGCAUAUAAGAGUAAUUAGGCAAAAAAAAAAGAAUUGUUACUUUGGAAAUUGGUCUAGUUUUAUUUGUCCAGGUCCAUUCAGCAAAUCUUAGGUUAAGCUUUGUGUUUUCAUCUUUUUCUAGGAUCAGCCUACUCAUCUGGAUCAUUAUUGUCUGAGUCAGAUUCAUGUCCAAUCUUUUCCGGAUUGUUUUCUGAAAGUUGACCAGGAGUCAGCAAAAACCAAACCCUUAUUAGAGGUUGCAUGGCGUGGUUUUUUGGAGAGAAAAUUUGUUAGGAGUUCUUGGUAAUAUAAAAACUGAAGGGUAUUUUUGGUAAUUCCUUAUAUGGACGAUGAGAGAUUGGGUUUUUUUGGGCGAUUGUAGAAAUAAUGAAAAUUUCUGAGAGGUGUUGUAGGAGUUUGAUAUAUAAAUUGUUUUAAAUGUAUUUUGUAUUCUAUUACGAAUGAAAAGAGUGAGGGAGUCAAGAGCGCACCAGUUGUGAUCCUUAGCAAGGAAGGGUGGUUCGGGAAUUGACUUCUGCUUGUUAAACUGUCUUGAAUUCAAUUUCAUUUUGUUGUUCUUUUUGUUCAA
This is a messenger RNA of Papaver somniferum (opium poppy), 3667 nucleotides long. Its product is annotated as homeobox-leucine zipper protein ROC3-like. Gene Ontology annotation, biological process: regulation of DNA-templated transcription. Lineage: Eukaryota; Viridiplantae; Streptophyta; Magnoliopsida; Ranunculales; Papaveraceae. The record is from RefSeq and is a predicted model, not a curated record. The transcript is spliced from 12 exons. Gene Ontology annotation, molecular function: lipid binding; DNA-binding transcription factor activity, RNA polymerase II-specific; DNA binding. The coding region runs from base 453 to 2987 and encodes 844 amino acids.